CGUUGAUAAACAGCAUGUGACUCAUGCAAGGAGGUCAAUCCUCCAAGGUCAAAACUAUCCACACUCGCAGGAUUCGUAGUCUGAUAUUCGUAUCUGAAAAGAAAGUCGUAGUUGUGAAGAAAAUUCUUGAGUUUACAAUGGAGCCGCCGGGCAUUGAAGAACUUGACUUCGAGAGAGGAUCUACUGAAUUGAUGAUCGAGGAAAAUGCCGUGGACACGAGGGUGAAGAAAUUCAAAGAAAAGCUCAACACCAUGAAGUGCAAAAGCGACGUCCUCAGGGAGUCCAUAGCGGAGUUUCUAGGGACUUUUAUCCUCUUGUUGCUGGGAAAUGCUGUGAUAGCUGUCAUUGUUUUCAGUGAAGUCAAGAACGUAGGCUCCAUAAUAGCACCUAUAGGAUGGGGAUUGUCUCUCAUGGUCGCCAUAUCUGUCACCGGUGGAGUCUCAGGUUGCCACGCGAAUCCAGCAGUGACGUUGGCCUUCGCGACAGUGGGUAAAUGCUCCUGGAAGAAAGUACUGCCGUUCUUUUUCGCCCAGUACGCAGGCGCAUUCGUCGCCUCCAUUGUUCUCUAUGCUAUCUAUUUCGAAUCUUUCACUCACUUCGAUGGAGGCAGCAGAGAAAUUCCACCCCACGCAGCUGCGACUGCUCAGAUUUUUGCCACUUACUUACCAGAGCAUAUAUCCAUUUGGACAGCUGUAGGAGAUCAGAUCGUGGGCACCAUGAUGUUGAUGGUGGCGAUCGGGGCUGUUACAGACCCGAACAACAUGGCAGUGCCCAAAGGCUCCUACCCCCUGAUGAUCGGACUGUCCUUGGCGGCCAUCAUCUUCGCCUUCCCCCUCAACUGUGGAGCACCCCUCAACCCCGCCAGAGAUCUCGCCCCCAGAGUCUUCACUGCAUUCGCCGGAUGGGGUAACGGCGUCUUCAGCUUCCGGGACUACAAUUACUUCUGGGUACCAGUGGUCGGACCCCACAUCGGAGCCAUCAUCGGAGUCUGGGUCUAUAAACUGAUGGUCGAGCUGCACUGGCCUGUGGACAGUUACGAUUUCGCCAACCCUACAGAAGUCAAGACCAAUGGAGAAUUCAAGAAGAAGGAAGAUUUACCAUUCGUCGAUAAGAAGAGGAUGCUAGCGGCAGAAGGCCGAAAGGUCGAAGAAUAACCCAUCGGACGAAGCGGACCGGGCUGCGGCGUUGUGUCACGUAACACCCCCUCAUCUGACAAGAGAAAGAAUUCAAAAGUGACUUAAAGAAACUCUACUGGAAAUGAAGUGGAAUAUCACGGACAAGAAAUUUCCUCCUUUCCAUGAUAGGAAUACUUCUGCAACUUUUUAUUCCUUUCAAACUGAGUUUCCGAAGGAGGUUUUAUAUUUAUAAGCUGGUUUUUAUCUAGAAUUUCAAAAAUGAAGUUGAAUUAUGCACGGGCUAAUAAUUCUCAAAGAUUUUAGUAAAUAUAUUUAUGCAUUAUAAAAGUCUUAAAGUUAAGGCCGUAUUUCAUUAAAAAGAAUUCCUUCUUUCGAAUUAAUUCAAUGGCUAAUGAUAAUUUUAAUUUUUAGAAAAGAAAAAUUCAUUUUAUUUCAUUUUUAUAACAUAACACUUUUUGUUUGAAAUUGCUGCAUGUGGCAUGUAUGUUUUAUACGUGUAAAUAUAAAAUCUGAAUUUUCAGAUUCCAUUUGUUUAUUCUAAAUGAAUGCUGAUUUUAUUAUAAUUGCGUCAGAUCUUUCAAAAUGAAAAUAAAAAGAAAAAAAAAUGUAUGAAGAAAAUAAUUGGAGAGAUGAGAGAUUUAAAAUCAGAUUAUAGAAUGUAACAGUCGUUGAAAAUUUAUCAACUUUUGUUUUGUCACUAUUUAUUAGCUUCAAAAAUUUAUCAGUUUACAUUUAGGAAAUUCUAGAAUGGCCUUUUUUCAAGUAGAAUAAGUUCCUCCAUGGACACUGUAAAUAUGAAUUUACUUCAAUUCGAUUUUAGAAGCUUUUUAAAAGUAUUUUCACUUUUAAAAGGCAUAAUCACAUACAAAACUGUGAAUUACAUUUUUAUAAGUCGUAACAGUUUUUAUAAGUCACUUUUCGGUCGGUCGAUGGAAUGGAUUCCAUUUAUUCCUUUUAAUAAAAACAAUCAUGGACCGUUUUUUACUUUUUCAUCUUUGUUUUUUCAUUGUGAUUCUUUUUUUUGCUACAAGAAAUUUCUCUUAUGUUUAUGUUUUACUAAGAGAUCUGUUGAAGUUGAAUACAAUAGAUGUUUGCAAAGGAGUUAAAAUCUUAUCCAAAAGAUGUUGUUUCAUCUGAUAUUUGCUUUUUUAUAUGAAAUCAUUAAAUUUUAUUUGAUAAAAUAUAAUUUUCAGUUUAAAAUAUAAUUUUCAGUUUUAAAAUAUAAUUUUCAGUCAGUUUAAAAACUACCCCCAUGGUGAAUGUUUUUUAAUAUUUAUAUUUUAACUAUGUAAUACAUCUAAGAAAAGGAUUGCUAACAAAGUACAAUUGUUUCCUGACUUAUAUGUGAGUUUCCAUACAUACUUUAAGCUGUACAUAAAAUGUUUCCAAUUUUAUUGAUAUUUACAUUAUUCCAAUGUUAUGAAAAUACUUUUUCUACAUAUUUUUUCAUAUAUAUCUGCAAAAAAAAAUUCACUAGUGAAAUUUUUUUAUACUUGCAAACGCUUAAAAAUGUGCGAGGAGCGUAGUUGUAAAUAGCAAUGUACAAAGUGAAGUUUGUUUGUUUUUUUCCCACUUUCUUGCGUAGUGUAAUUUAUAUUUUAUUUAGGUUUGGUGUUUCUCUACGUGGAAACACACUUUUUCCAAAUACUAUUUUUAUUUCACUCUGUAAACGUAUCGAAAACACAUGAAAUCUAUGUAUCAUGUUAUAUUUAUAUCAAUAAAAGGUGUUUUAUUUGGA
Messenger RNA from Argiope bruennichi, 2874 nucleotides. Its product is annotated as aquaporin-9-like. The record is from RefSeq and is a predicted model, not a curated record. Gene Ontology annotation, molecular function: glycerol channel activity; water channel activity. The coding region runs from base 24 to 1154 and encodes 376 amino acids. Gene Ontology annotation, cellular component: basolateral plasma membrane; plasma membrane. Gene Ontology annotation, biological process: glycerol transmembrane transport; water transport. The transcript is spliced from 9 exons. Lineage: Eukaryota; Metazoa; Arthropoda; Arachnida; Araneae; Araneidae.